Molecule: messenger RNA, 2582 nt
Organism: Salmo salar (Atlantic salmon)
Lineage: Eukaryota; Metazoa; Chordata; Actinopteri; Salmoniformes; Salmonidae
Cellular component (GO): membrane
Source: RefSeq, a predicted model, not a curated record
GACCCUGGCAACCCUGCGUAGUAGGUUACUUUACCUGUGUGCAGGUAGCCAACGUCGCAUCGGAAUAAGAGCUUGUUUGCUUGCGUAGUUAGGAUAAAUCUAUGUGUUCGGAUUUAGACUAUAUGUAAGGUUGUCGUCUAUAAUUUAGUUUCUCCUUUGAAACAUUCCCGGGCGGGGGUGUUCCAGAUGAAAUGAUAACUGGAACGGGCACUUUCACUUUUACUUACCAUCCCACAGAAGUGUACAACUCGAACCGAAGGAAAUGGCAGUCAGCUUUUUUGGGAAAGUUAUCAUACCGUUUUUGGCUUAUUUUCUCGUGGAGGUGACAGGUGAACAGCAGUAUGGUGGCCUGGGAGGCAAGAUCACCCUGACCCCCAAGGUCUCAGGACAGCCUGAGGACAUCCUGUGGAAACACAAAGGGAACAAGGUGGUGGAGUUUGAUGGGAGUCAGAAUGUUGAGUAUGGCAGUUAUAAAGGCAGGACCAUCCUGGACUGGAGCUCUGGAGCGCUAACUAUCAAAGGUCUCGCUGAUGCAGACAGUGGGCCCUAUGAGUUAGAGGCUGUUGUCAAGGGCACGCUGCAGUACUCUCAACAUGAGGUGGACGUUAUUGAUGAUGUGGCACAGCCCAGCAUAACCUGUGUGGUCGACAACACAACCCCAGAGAACAUGGACAGAACCCUGCUGUGCUCAGCUGACCUCCAGCCCCUGACCCAGUUCAUCUGGAGGAGUCCUGGAGGGUCAGAGAGUCCUGGACCUGAACUGUUCAUACCUGUCGGGGAAAACCAGGAUUCUGUCUACACAUGUGUGGUGAAAAACCCUGUUAGUGAGAAAACUGCAGAGUUCACCCUGAAGGACUGCUACACUACGGAAGGCUCAACCAGUGUCCUGGCUGUGGUCCUGUCCAUCCUCCUUCUCCUCAUCUUAGUUGCUGUUCUGGCAUUUCUCUUCUGGUACCGGAGGAAAAGCAGGAAACCGGCUAAAGCUGCACUGAGAAAAUCUGAAGAGGAGGCGGGGCUGAUGGAAGUUACAGUACAAGGAAACAAAGAUCCUGAGGAUGACCAUUCUGAGAACACUGGAAAUAUUUAUUCUACACAAAAAGGAAUGGUGAAAAAGCAGGUAGAGCUGUUAAACAUGCAGGAUACAGAUGCAAACAGGAAACGGCACACUACACCAGCUGGAAGAUUUUUCUCUCCAAUAAAAAGUGGGCACUGGCCUCUGUACAGACAGAAUGACAGUCUCUCAGACCAACAGACAGUGACAGACACAGAGCCUGUACAGGACAAGCCCAUCCCGGCCCAACCAAAACUAGUUACACCAGAAUCCAAAGAAGCCCAGCUAGGCACGGACACACCAGAACCCAACCAGGAAACCGCUCCAGAGAGAGAGACAGACUCAGCAGGCACAACAGAGACAGGCCAAACAGACUCAGGAGCAUCGGCGGGAUCUGUGAUGGACAACCAGACAGAAGAUGGAGAGGAGGAGAAGAAGGACAACCAGACUAGAGAUGGAGAUGAGGAGAAGAAGGACAACCAGACAGGAGAUGGAGAGAAGGAGAAGAAGGACAACCAGACAGGAGAUGGAAAGAAGGAGAAGACAGACAACCAGACAGGAGAUGGAGAGGAGAAGGAGAAGAAGGACAACCAGACAGGAGAUGGAGAGGAGAAGGAGAAGAAGGACAACCAGACAGGAGAUGGAGAGGAGAAGGAGAAGAAGGACAACCAGACAGGAGAUGGAGAGGAGAAGGAGAAGAAGGACAACCAGACAGGACAUGGAGAGGAGGAGGACAACCAGACAGGACAUGGAGAGGAGGAGGACAACCAGACAGGAGAUGGAGAGAAGGAGAAGAAGGACAACCAGACAGGAGAUGGAAAGAAGGAGAAGACAGACAACCAGACAGGAGAUGGAGAGGAGAAGGAGAAGAAGGACAACCAGACAGGAGAUGGAGAGGAGAAGGAGAAGAAGGACAACCAGACAGGACAUGGAGAGGAGGAGGACAACCAGACAGGACAUGGAGAGGAGGAGGACAACCAGACAGGACAUGGAGAGGAGGAGGACAACCAGACAGGAGAUGGAGAGAAGGAGAAGAAGGACAACCAGACAGGAGAUGGAAAGAAGGAGAAGACAGACAACCAGACAGGAGAUGGAGAGGAGAAGGAGAAGAAGGACAACCAGACAGGAGAUGGAGAGGAGAAGGAGAAGAAGGACAACCAGACAGGACAUGGAGAGGAGGAGGACAACCAGACAGGACAUGGAGAGGAGGAGGACAACCAGACAGGACAUGGAGAGGAGGAGGACAACCAGACAGGACAUGGAGAGGAGGAGGACAUCCAGACAGGACAUGGAGAGAAGAAGGACAACCAGACAGGAGAUGGAGAGGAGAAGAAAGACCACCAGACUAGAGAUGGAGAGGAGAAGGAGAAGAAGGACAACCAGACUAGAGAUGGAGAGGAGAAGAAGGACAACCAGAUUAGAGAUGGAGAGGAGAAGGAGAAGAAGAACAACCAGAUUAGAGAUGGAGAGGAGGAGAAGAAGGACAACCAGACAGGAGAUGGAGAAUAAGGACAACCAGACAGGAGAUGGA